Molecule: messenger RNA, 2695 nt
Organism: Athalia rosae (coleseed sawfly)
Lineage: Eukaryota; Metazoa; Arthropoda; Insecta; Hymenoptera; Athaliidae
Gene: Sclp
Product: leucine-rich repeat-containing protein 40
Exons: 4
Coding region: 557-1189 (210 amino acids)
Molecular function (GO): protein binding
Source: RefSeq, a predicted model, not a curated record
AUCUCUCAACGAAGCGUUGUAUGGUUUUCCAAAUCGAAAUUCACUCUGGAGGCUAGCUAAAAACUAAAUAAUUUCCCGUACCCACAUAUUAUCCCGCUGGAAUUUUACGGGUGAAGAUUUUUCAGGAGCCUGGAUCCGGAGUUUGAGUUGCCGAUUUUUGAAAACAUAAAUAUAACAAUAAUAACAAAUAACAAUCUAUAAUCACAUGGACUUAAAAACAAGGAAUUAAUUGUUCUCAUUGUUUCGAACAGCGACAGAUUUAUGAAAUAAACGAACAACAAUUAUACUUGAAGAAACAAAAAAAGUUGCGCAACUACAGCGCGGGAAGCUUCGUCGGAAUAUUGUAACAUUGAUAUACCGCGGUACUGCUGAGUAUUCAUCAGGGACAUCUCGAUCGUUUGCAACGAUAUACUAUUACGUAAACGUAUCGUAAAACAGAAAUAUUUACGUUGUAAUACACACCUGUACGGUAUACCAAGUGAAUCGAGUGAAUUAAUCAUCCAUCGGAUAUCACAGUGCAUUGUAAAUUCAGAGGAAGAAAUAGGGAACCGUCAGAAUGCAGCCCCCCGCGUAUAACACCCAGGAAGUUCAACGCAUUUCUCAGGAACAAGGCGAACAAAAUGUUGCGAUGGCAGUUUGCCUCCAACUGGCUGGAAGAUCCAUCAUCAGAGUCGUAUCGAGGUGCGAAGCUGCUCAUGACAACUGUAAUUUAGAUUUGUCCGAAUGUGAGCUGAUGCAAGUACCAGAUGCAGUUUACCACUUAAUGCGGCACACCGAACUCAAGAGAUGCAACCUAUCCGGAAAUGAUAUCACGAAAAUCCCGCCUAAAUUUGCCCUUAAGUUUUCACUGAUAAACGAACUGAACCUGAGCCACAACCAAAUGAGCAAACUUCCCGAAGAACUUUCGGAAUUGCAAGCCUUGAAAAGGCUCGAUAUUUCUCACAAUGCUUUUAUCGCGUUGCCACCUGUUACAUGCAGAAUACCUCAGCUGGAACAACUUCUCGCCAAUGAUAAUUCCAUCAUAGAUGUUGACGUGGAAAGAUUGAGGCAUGCUCCCGCUCUGGAAUUCAUCGAUCUUCAAAAUAAUCCCCUGACUACACGGGUGCACGAUCUACUCCAAACAUUGAUUGAAGUAAAAAUCGAGCUUACUCCGCGAGAACACGAAGAAUGGGAUGAUUUAACGGUUUGAAAAACUGCUACGUGUUAUAACACCAAUGAGAAGCAAUUUCUCUUAAAAAGUAAAGAAACGAGGAUAAUUGCUUUUCGUGAAGCUCGUUUACCUCGCGCUUUCGUUUGAUUGAGAUUGCUCGAUGGCUCUGAUCUUACAAUUUAGCAAAACGUGGGCGGGACGAUGUGCGAAUUAUACAUAGCAAAAAGUAUUGUGUACAGUGAGAACAGACUGACAAAAUAAUGGUGCGGGAUAUACGCCAAAGUGAUUAUUUUUUUUUUUAUAUAUAUAUAUUUUUCUCCUUACCUUUUUCUUUUUCAUCAGUUCUAAUUAACAUUUGGAUAACUCAACCGUAGAGCACCCUUGCAGGAAUAUCGCUGUAGAAUUUCAGAUGUUUUCACUCGCAUCUAUAUACACAUAUAGAUAUAUACAUAUAGAUAUAUAUACCUACAAACCUGUAUACAUGUAUAAUCAAACUGAAACAUAACAAGUAGUUCUUCAUCUCGAAUUGUAUGAUGUUCUAAAAUUAAGAUAUCAAAUUACUGUGAUUAUACUUUAUAAGACAUUGUAAUUUCCCAUUUUGUUUUCUCUUACUUGACUUAUUUUCCGACUAACAAUUUUACUAAACACGCUAGGAUUCUUGGAAACGAGAUAUCGAGUGCUAAAAAAAUGCAAGUUAUAUGUUUUCGAAGUCAGAUUUAUCUGCUGUUUUAUUGACUCAUUAAUCUGAAUUACUGUAAGAGCAUCAAAAUGAAAAACAAUAAUCCCAUUCAAGUGAAACGGUAUGAUGAGAGAAACCAGAAGACUUGAACUCAUUUUAAGCCAAUAAUAACGAACAGAGAAGUAAGAAUAAUAUUAACACUCACAGUAUAUCUCAAUUGCUUUACUAAUUUGAGAUUCCUGCCAAAUAUUAAAAUAUCAAAUAAUACUAAUACGACUGACGAAAAAUAAGGAGCAAAAAAAAGAAGAAAUUAUAAAUCCAUAUAACAAUCAAAUGCGGGACGUGACAAAAUAAUUUGUUAGCUAACACACCGCAGCUGUGUUCUUACAAGGGUGUGAUGUAUUAUAUAUAUAUUGUAUUGAAAUCCUAAUAUUACUUUUCGCUAACCCCGGUUUUAACUUAUAUAAGACGAGAUUUUUUCUAUGACGGAAGUAUUUGAUAUUCAGUUGAUCGUUGAACUGUCUGACUGCCAAUUUCAAUAAUUGAAUAAAUAAAUUAGGUGGUAAUCUGCUGAAUGCAGUUACUAGAUUAAUUUAAUAGUUCAGGGUGAAUACUUUACAGCGCAGGUCAAAGAGCAUCGAAGUCUUUGGCCUUCGAUAACCGCCCUGCAUGUUAAAAGCAUUUUUGUGAUUUAGACAGAUUAUUGCAGCCUUGUGCCGAAAUGUUGAAGCAUUAUUUGUAUUUAAUUUCUAAACGUCUAUACUGCAUAAACAUUGUAUCCUAUAUUUGAAAAAACCUUGUAUUACUCUGUAUUUCGAUCUAGUCAAUUGUCCGAUUGGACGUUGCAAUACAUUUUAUGAAACAAA